Messenger RNA from Lynx canadensis (Canada lynx), 3321 nucleotides. RefSeq names its product zinc finger protein OZF-like. Gene Ontology annotation, biological process: regulation of DNA-templated transcription. Gene Ontology annotation, cellular component: nucleus. NCBI's taxonomy places the organism in Eukaryota, Metazoa, Chordata, Mammalia, Carnivora, Felidae. The record is from RefSeq and is a predicted model, not a curated record.
CGCUGAGGUCCUGCUAAGCAUGCGCGACGGCACUGACAGCCGCUGCCGAGGUGGAAGAACCAGACAUGAGAAGUCUCGAAAAGUGGAGAAAGGAUGGGCUGGAUUUGCACCUUUCGUGUCUGGCCGGCCUACUCCGGUCGCCUACGGUGGCCGUCUCGCUCUCCGUACAGCGCACGACGCAAGAUGGCGGGCACGAUCCGCAAUGGCCGCUCCCACCAAUACGCAGCGAAAUCGUCGCGGCGGAGUUAGCCAGCGGUAAUUCUAGUCGGGGCCGGAGUGAGGGUUUGUGGCUUGAUCGCUCACUCCAAAGUGCUACUGAAACUGAGUAAUGGCCCUGGACACGGGCCAGCACACCAGGUGAACGGAAGCGGAAGUGGCGUAUUGAGGAUUGGGUUCCCACGGCGUAAGGUCACAGAUUCGCGGUCGAGGUCCUGUGAGCUUUCUACAGGCUCCUUUCAGAGUCCCGCGUUGUGGGAAUUCCUCGACCUGAGCUGCGGUUUGCGGUGGGUGCUCGUAGGAAGGUGCUUGUUUAAGGCGGUUUGGAGGCUGUCGGAGUCUUCGGCUGGCAUCAGUGUUUAGGACGAGAGACCGUUCCUGCUGACAGUGACAGGUGUGCUUCGGAACGCGCCCCCAGGCCGUAGACAGAGGCUCUGGGGGAGCCACUGACCCAGGGGCCCAUCGGGGUCCGGUCGGUGAGGAAAGGAUUGGGGGUUAGUCGUCUGGGGUUCCUGUGGUCCGAGUUCGAGCAUCCGAGGGGUUCGUGAUCCCUGUGAAAAUAGCUGUCUGGGGGGGGGGGGGGGCUGUGAGUAGAUGCAAGAGCGAAGUGCAGGGUGUGCAGCAGCCUGGCGUCCGUGGGAGAGGUGGGUGGGGUUGGCACGCGAGGAGGCCUCAGGUAGACAGACAUUUGGGUGUGUAUGAAGCAUUGAAGUAUUACGUUUCCCAGCUUUUCAUACUGAAUUUUAAGCAUAAAGAGAACUCGAAAGAAUAGCAAAGUGAUCACGAGUAUACCUGCUAUAGAUAGAUCCAUUGUUAAAAAUUAUGCCAUAAACACUGUGUGCGCGUGUCAGCCAGUGUAUACGUGUUUGCAUGCAAGUGAAAUAUGUUAGUCCUAGCUUUUUAUGUCCGUUCUGCUACUUGUUUGUGUGAUUUGGGGUGAGGUACCAAGUUCUGUCCAUAAUUCGCAUUUUUCCCAUGCAGACAAAUUGGUAUCUACCUCACAGAGGUACUCCUGAGGGCCCUACCUUCAUGACCUCAUCAAACUUAAUUAUCUCCCAAAGGCCCUGUGUGCAAAUACACAACUAAACCUGAGUUUGGGGGCUGUGAAUUUUUUUUAAAAUUUUUAAGUAGGUUCCCCGCCCUAGGUAGGGCUUGAACUCACAACCCGGGACCCUGAGAUCAAGCGUGGCAUGCUCUACUGACUGAGUCGGCCAGGCGCCACCUAGACGACAUAAAUAUUAAGUCCAUAACAGAUGCUGCCUUCCCAGAAUGAGGCACUUCCUAUAAAGGAAAAAAAGCAGAUCUCGAGUCUAGAAAUUCAUCCUUACUGAAGAUACUCUUGACACCGGAGACACCUGAAUGCUGAAAAUGACCAAGUCCCAGGGCUUAUUGUCAUUCAGUGAUGUGGCUGUGGAUUUCACCUGCGAAGAAUGGGAGCUACUAGAUACUGUUCAGAAGAACCUCUACCGGGAUGUGAUGUUGGAAAAUUACAGCAACCUAAUGUCAUUGGGUUAUCACGCUCCCUGGCCAGAAGCAACGGUUCCUGUGGAGAAAGGAGUGCAAGGACUGGUAGAGAGAGGAUUCCCAAGUUCGUGUAGUCCAGAAAGACCCCUUCAGUGUUUCUCAAGAGGAAUACGUUUGAAACAAUAUUCAGAUUCAAAACUUCAGAAUAAAAAUUCUGCAGAAAUGAAUUCCAAUGAAUUAAGUGGCCAUGGGAAAUCAUUUUUCCAUACUCUACAUGAAACCUGCCAUACUUCAGCCCAGUACAGUGAACAUAAUUUCUGUGUGAAGACUUUCAGCACGGUGAAAAAUCUCAAAAGACAUCACAGAAUUCACACAGAAGGAAAACCUUAUGAAUGCAGUGAAUGUCCCAAAUCCUUCAGGUAUAAGUCAAAGCUCAUAAUACACCAGAGAACUCAUACAGGAGAGAAGCCGUACAGAUGCCCUGAAUGUCAGAAAGAUUUCAGUACAAAAUGUCAUCUUACUCUGCACCAGAGAACUCAUACAGGAGAGAAACCGUAUGGAUGUUUUGAGUGUCCAAAGUCUUUCAGAACAAAGUAUCAUCUCAUUUUACACCACAGGACUCACACAGGAGAGAAACCCUAUGAAUGCAAAGAGUGUGGCAAAGCCUACAGAGAGAAGACAAAGCUCAGGUUGCAUUACCGCACACACACAGGAGAGAAACCUUUUGAGUGUAGUGACUGUGGGAAAGGUUUCAUGCAGAAGUCAAACCUACUUAUCCAUCAAAGAACUCAUACAGGAGACAGACCCUAUGCAUGUAAAGAAUGUGAAAAGACCUUCUGCAGCAAGUCUCAGCUUGUUGUUCACCAGCGAACUCACACACGAGAAAAAUCGUACGAAUGCAAGGAAUGUGGGAAAGCUUUCAGUAAAAACUCACAUCUCCUGACACAUCAGAGAAUUCAUAUAGGAGAGAAGCCUUAUGAAUGCAAUGAGUGUGGAAAAGCUUUCGUACACACAUCACAGCUCAUUGUACAUCAGAGAAAUCAUACAGGAAGAAAACCUUAUGAGUGUAAGGAAUGUGGGAAAGCCUUCAAUAAAAAGUCACACUUCAUAACACAUCAGAGAAUCCAUACGGGAGAGAAGCCUUAUGAAUGCAGUGAAUGUGGAAAAGCAUUUAUAGACAACUCCCAGCUUAUCGUUCAUCGAAGAACUCACACAGGAGAGAAACCUUAUGAGUGCAAGGAAUGUGGGAAAGCCUUUAAUAAAAAGUCAUCCCUCAUAACACAUCAGAGAAUUCAUACAGGAGAGAAGCCUUAUGAAUGCAGUGAGUGUGGAAAAGCCUUCAUAGACAAGUCACAUCUCAUUGUCCAUCAGCGAACUCAUACAGGAGAGAACCCUAUGAAUGCAGUGAGUGUGGAAAAGCUUUCAUACGAAAGGCAAUGCUCAUUGUCCAUCACAGAACGCAUACAGGAGAGAAACCCUUUGUAUGUCUCGAAUGCCAGAAAGCCUUUAGCAGUAUGGCAAUGCUCAGUAGACAUCAGUUGAUUCACACAGGAGAGAAACCCCAUGGAUGCAAUGAAUGUGGAAAAGCUUUCCGCCAAAAAAGCCAUCUUAUUAUCCAUCAACGGUGCCAUACUGGAGAGA